UCUGCGCUGGGCCAACAUGGCGGCGGCGGCGGUCGGGCGGGACACUUUACCUGAGCACUGGUCCUACGGCGUGUGCCGCGACGGCCGCGUCUUCUUCAUAAACGACCAGCUCCGCCUCACGACCUGGCUGCACCCGCGCUCCGGCGAGCCCGUCAACUCGGGCCACAUGAUCCGCUCAGGUGGGCGCGGGAGCCCGCGGUGGGCGUUCCGGUGGGGAGGGCCGCGGCGCGGCGGCGCGAGUUUCACCCACUUUUCUCGCGUCCCCGCAGACCUGCCCCGCGGCUGGGAGGAGGGCUUCACGGAGGAGGGCGCCAGCUACUUCAUCGACCAUAACCAGCAGACCACAGCGUUUAGGCAUCCUGUGACUGGGCAGUUUUCUCCAGAAAAUAGUGAAUUCAUUCUUCAAGAAGAGCCAAACCCACAUAUGUCGAAGCAAGAGAGAAACCAAAGACCGUCCAGCAUGGUCAGUGAAUCAUCCACAGCUGGGACUACGUCCACCUUGGAGGCCAAGCCUGGACCCAAGAUCAUCAAGUCCAGCAAUAAAGUACAUAGUUUUGGAAAGAGGGAUCAAGCCAUUCGGAGGAACCCCAAUGUGCCAGUGGUGGUGAGGGGCUGGUUGCACAAGCAGGACAGUUCCGGGAUGAGACUGUGGAAAAGGAGGUGGUUUGUUCUUGCUGAUUACUGCUUAUUUUACUAUAAAGACAGCCGAGAAGAAGUGGUCCUGGGAAGCAUACCUCUGCCCAGCUAUGUGAUCUCGCCCGUGGCCCCUGAAGAUCGAAUAAGUCGCAAGUACUCCUUUAAGGCCGUGCACACAGGGAUGCGGGCGCUCAUCUACAACAGCUCCAUGGCAGGCUCCCAGGCUGAGCAGUCAGGCAUGAGGACCUACUACUUCAGUGCGGACACCCUGGAGGACAUGAACGCUUGGGUGAGGGCCAUGAACCAGGCUGCACAGGUGCUGUCUCGAUCAUCACUGAAGAGGGAUUUGGAAAAAGUGGAGCGGCAGGCGGUGCCUCAGGCCAACCAUACAGAGUCCUGUCGAGAGUGUGGCGAUGUGGGACCUGGACACUCAAGGAGUUGUCCUCAUUGCAGCCACGAUGACUCUGUUGGCUUUCAGAGGCGGGAGCAGGAAGAACAGCAAUACCAUUCUCAGAGGGACCUGCUGGAGAGCAAGAGGGACAGGAGCAAGGCCAGGUCCCCAUACUCACCCACGGAGGAGGAUGCCUUGUUUGUGGAUUUACCCAGUGGCCCAAGAGGCCAGCAGGCACAACCGCAGCACGCAGAGAAGAAUGGCAUGCUGCCCACCUCUUAUGGCCCUGGAGAACAGAAUGGUACUGGCGGGUACCCUCGGGCCUUUCCUCCCAGAGCCACCACAGAGAAGCACAGCCAGAGGAAGAGCGGCCUGGCCCAGAUGGAGCAAUGGGUGAAGAACCCAAAGGCGGAUGGCAGGAGCCUUCCUUCAGACCAGACACUUCCUCGGCAGGGUCCCAGCCAGCCCCUGUCCUUCACAGAAAACUACCAGACUCUUCCCAAGAGCACCCGGCACCCCUCAGGGGGUUCCUCGCCCCCUCCACGGAACCUGCCUAGCGACUACAAGUAUGCACAAGACCGUGCCAGCCACCUGAAGAUGUCAAGUGAGGAGCGCCGGGCACACCGAGAUGGCACUGUGUGGCAGCUCUAUGAGUGGCAGCAGCGCCAGCAGUUUCGGCAUGGCAGCCCCACAGCACCCAUCUGCGCCGGCUCCCCCGAGUUUGCUGACCAGGGCAGGAGCAGGAGCAUGCUGGAGGUUCCCCGCUCCAUCUCUGUACCUCCAUCACCCUCAGACAUCCCUCCCCCGGGGCCCUCGAGGGUCUUCCCACCCAGGCGACCGCACACACCAGCUGAGCGUGUCACUGUGAAACCACCAGAGCAGAGGCGGAGUGUGGACAUCUCGCUAGGAGCCUCUCCCAGGAAAUCACGGGGCCAUGCCAUCAAGAACUCCUCACACAUGGACCGACGCUCCAUGCCCUCCAUGGGUUACAUGACCCACACUGUCAGUGCUCCCAGUUUACAUGGAAAAUCGGCUGAUGACACCUACCUUCAGCUGAAGAAAGACUUGGAAUACCUGGAUCUAAAGAUGACAGGCCGGGACCAUCUCAAGGAUCGAAGCCUGAAGCCUGUGAAGAUUGCUGAGAGUGACAUUGAUGUCAAACUGAGCAUCUUUUGUGAACAAGACAGAAUCCUCCAGGACCUGGAAGAUAAGAUUCGAGCCCUGAAGGAAAACAAAGAUCAGCUGGAAUCCGUGCUGGAGGUGUUACACAGACAGAUGGAGCAGUAUCGAGAGCAGCCGCAGCACCUGGAGAAGAUUGCCUACCAGCAGAGGUUGCUGCAGGAGGACCUCGUGCACAUCCGAGCUGAGCUCUCCAGAGAGUCCACUGAGAUGGAAAACUCCUGGAAUGAGUAUCUGAAGUUGGAGAGCGAUGUGGAGCAGCUGAAGCAGACCCUACAGGAACAACACAGACGAGCCUUUUUUUUCCAGGAGAAAUCACAGAUACAGAAGGACCUGUGGCGGAUUGAAGAUGUCCUUGCAGGUCUGAGUGCAAAUAAAGAGAACUACAGAAUCCUGGUGGAAUCGGUCAAAAAUCCUGAGAGAAAAACAGUGCCUUUGUUCCCUCACCCUCCUGUGCCUUCACCUUUGACCUUGGAGAGCAAGUCACCCCCUCAGCCCAGCCCUCCUGCCAGCCCAGUGCGGACCCCUCUAGAAGUUCGGCUGUUCCCACAGCUACAGACCUAUGUGCCCUACCGACCUCACCCUCCCCAGCUGAGGAAAGUGACAUCCCCGCUUCAGUCACCAACGAAGACAAAGCCCAAAUUGGAGGAUGAGGCCCCUCCUAGGCCUCCACUUCCAGAAGUCUACAGCCCAGAGGACCAGCCACCUGCGGUGCCUCCGCUCCCGAGGGAGGCCACUGUCAUCCGGCACACCUCUGUGCGGGGCCUCAAGCGGCAGUCAGAUGAGAGGAAGCGAGACCGGGAGCUGGGGCAGUGUGUGAAUGGGGACUCAAGGGUGGAGCUCCGGUCGUAUGUUAGUGAGCCCGAACUGACCACUUUCACUGGGGACAUGGCUCAGCCCUCUCUGGGACUUGUGGGUCCUGAGAGCAGGUACCAGACGCUGCCAGGCCGAGGGCUCUCGGGGUCCACAUCCAGGCUCCAGCAGUCGUCCACCAUUGCUCCCUACGUUACGCUCCGGAGGGGUCUAAAUGCCGAAAGCAGCAAGGUGACCUUCCCUAGACCCAAGAGUGCCUUGGAGCGCCUGUACUCAGGGGACCACCCGCGGGGCAGGAUGAGUGCGGAGGAGCAGCUGGAGCGCAUGAAGCGGCACCAGAAGGCCCUGGUCCGCGAGCGCCAAAGGACGCUGAGCCAGGGAGAGAGAGCAGGCCCCACCUCCGCUCGAUACCUUGGCCAGCCGCUCCCUGGGGACCUGGGCUCAUGGAAACGGGAGCAGGAUUUUGACCUGCAGUUGCUGGACCGGGCCAUGCAAGGGGAAAGGAAGGACAAGGAGGAGAAUGGCUGGUUGAAAGUGCAGGCCAUGCCUGUCACAGAGUUGGACCUGGAACCACAAGACUAUGACCUGGACAUCAGCAGAGAGCUGUCCAAACCAGAGAAGGUCUCCAUCCCCGAGCGCUAUGUGGAGCUGGAUCCCGAAGAGCCCCCAAGCCUCGAGGAGCUGCAGGCACGCUACCGCAAAGCUGAGAAGAUCCGCAAUAUCCUCACCCGGUCAAGCAUGUGCAACCUGCAGCCCUCAGCAGCCCAGGACCGCAACAGCCUGGCUGACCUGGACUCACAGCUGCAGGAGCAGGAGCGCAUCAUCAACAUUUCCUAUGCCCUGGCCUCCGAAGCUUCUCAGCGCAGCAAGCAGGUGGCAGCGCAGCAGCUGACCCUCCUCCCAUCUAAAGCGCCCCUGUCCUCCAGGACGGUGCCACCUUAUCCCCUCUUAAGCAGCGGACUCCACUACACCUUUGUCUAACACCGUCCAACCCAGGCAGUGACUGACCCGUGACCUAGCGUGCAGAGAAGUCUGGAGCCAGGGCCAAGUGGAAGCAGCUUCUCCCAGGAGAUUGGCUCCACUGCCCCUUGCAGCUGAGCAGGUUCUGGCGGAGGAAGGAAGCGCACACCGACCAUGAGGCGCCCCCAUGGAGCUGGGUCCUAGCACGCACCAUUCGUUCCAGUUCAGACUCCUUUUUACAAGUGACAAAGGCACUUUUGACAAACACUGUAAAAUACUGGCACUGUAUUUUAGAAUCAGAAUGCAUUUUAUACUGUUCACCUCCAGGGCUGCAUGGCUGGGGCAGUGAGCACGCAGGGUGUGUAGCUGUACAUGCAGGUUCAGGUACUAGGGGUGGUAGGUGUGGGUGGGGAGCAGACAGGGUGAGAAGGGGGCAGCCCAGCCUUGGAGACUCGGGCAGAACUGUGCGGCCUGUGGGCCCUCGGCUGCAGACAGCAGGCGCCCUGGACUGACCUCAUCACCAGCACCGAGUGACGCUCAUUGAGGAUGCGCGGGAGCCACAUCUGUGCCUUGGCCCUAGGUUUUGGUUUAGGGGCAGCAAUGUGUUUGCGAGCUCUGGGCUCCCCCGUCCCCAGGAGGCUCUGAGCAAGGGGCUCUUGAGAAGCAGCAGCUUACUUUCAUUAAAAAUACAUUUUACGGUACAGAAAACAUGAGAAGAAGCACCUUUUUGUAUCAUAGCAAUGAACUAUAUGGGGCGGCAUCUACGUGAGAGUCUCUGACCACUGACUUCCCGCCAAGCAGAUGUGACUGGAGCCUGUACUGCCUGCCUGGAGGACCUCUGCUCUAGGACUUGGGUCUGGUGGCAGGUGGCAAGCAUUGUGCUCUCUGCCAGCCUCAGCGAGUAUGUCACAGACAAGGGCCACCACAGCAAGACUUCAGCAUGACUUCCAGCCCCCGAUGAGGAGGCGGCUGCCGCGCCAGGUGCAGUGUUUAGGGUUCUUUAUUUAAAGUUGUCUCACAAUGUUCUGCAUACAACAGUGUUUAAAAGAAUGAAGACUUCCAUUGGGUGGAGCCACACUUUAAAUGAAAAUUUGUCUGUGACUAUGCUAAGAAAAAAACAAAGAAUCUUGAAUAUAUUUAGAAGUUGCGGCCUAUUUUUAACUAACUCCAUAUGCUGCCAGUAUCAACUUCGUGACAUUUGCCAAAAUAAAAUUUUAUUUUGCCUUUAUAAGAUUUUGUUGGAAAAAUGAAAUGAGUAUUUUGCAAGAAAAAAUAAUUUAAAUAAAAGUGUAAUGGUUUUCAGGAAUACCUACAAAAACAAAUAUGUGAUACAGAUUAAAAUGCCGACCUGACGCCUACCCUGCUCCUCGGUGACCGCAUUCUCUCAGACGCUGGCUGGGGGUAUUUCUUGGGAAAUCCCCGUGGUCAGCCCUCACCUGUGAAAGUCCUGAUGACAGUUCCUGGUCACUCACUUGCCCUAGGGCACGUAGUGGCCGGCAGCCUGGCUCCUGGGCUGUGGCUGGGCGUUGGCAGCGGUUCACGGUGGCCCCCCGUGGCCCCCAGCCUAGGAGCCGAGGGCUGUGGAUGCCUGUGUGGGGCUGGUUUGGCCGGCAUUCUGCAAUCCAAUCCACGACAGUGCUGGGGACGGAGGCCACAGGCCCCCUUCCAACCCACACACCACUAACCACUAGCUCGCUCCAAUGAAGUGGGUUAGUGACGGACCAUUGCAAACUGGAUUUGUAUUUAAUUCAUUUUGACUUGUAAUGUGUGCUUAAAACAGAAGGCAGGAGGCCAGUUCAGUGGGGGGUUGUGUGUAUUUCCAAGUCGUUGUUAUGGCAGUUUUUCUCCACUUCCAAGAGGAGCGUCCCGAGGUUUGGAGUGACUGUCCAACUAUUUAAACUGGGGAAAGUAGAUACCAAAGUACUCUGGAGA
This is a messenger RNA of Octodon degus (degu), 5911 nucleotides long. It is a transcript of the gene Plekha7, whose product is annotated as pleckstrin homology domain containing A7. The transcript has 27 exons. Gene Ontology annotation, molecular function: protein binding. Bases 17 to 4000 code for a protein of 1327 amino acids. The record is from RefSeq and is a predicted model, not a curated record. NCBI's taxonomy places the organism in Eukaryota, Metazoa, Chordata, Mammalia, Rodentia, Octodontidae. Gene Ontology annotation, cellular component: zonula adherens; pore complex. Gene Ontology annotation, biological process: epithelial cell-cell adhesion; pore complex assembly; cell-cell adhesion mediated by cadherin.